CAGUUGUCACUAUUAUUUUGAUUUCAAAUAAUGUAGCUGGGUACACACGUGUUUUUAAAACUUAUAACUUUAAAACAGGUGGUUUUGAUAUAGAUAUCAAAAUGCCACCUUUUCGUGCUGGUUUGUUGAAAAGAAAAAUCGAGGCUGGUGAAGGAAACAAAAGUUCUAUACAUAGUAAAAAUGCAGAGAAAGAAAGUGCUACAGACAACGAUGAAGAUUUAAUAAAAGGAGAUCUGGAUCAUGGAGACGAUGCAACAGAUUCUGAACAUGAGCAAGAAGCGGACUCCGAUGUAGAACAAGAUAAAGUAUUGUUUGAAGAUAGUGCAGACUCAGUUCUUGGAGAUGAAGAUCAAUCGGCUGACGAUUCAUCUGAUUUGACAGAUUCAGAAGAAGAAGUAGAAUCAAAUGAAGAUAGCGAAGAAAAUGCAGAAUCCACAGAAGAUGAGAGUCCAGACAGUGGAGCUGAGUCAGCAGGGAAUGCACCAUUGGCUGCUAGCUCUGAUAUAAAUAAAAAUAUUAAAACAAAUGACAGAAAAAAGCCUACGCCAAAAAAAUCUAUUAAAAAAGGGAACAAGAAGAAUGAAGACAGUGUGGAGCUGUUAGCUAAUAAGAUUAGUGAAGCAGCUGUUACAACAGAACCAGUGCAGAAAAAGGAUGAGUAUGAGUCGGGAGACACAUCGGAUGAGGAGGACCGAGUGAACACCGCUGGAGACGUGCCAAUGUGGUGGUACAAUGAAUACCCACACAUUGGUUAUAACCUAGAUGGCCAACGGAUUGCUAAACCCCCACAACGCGAUCAGAUCGAUGAGUUCCUCAAAAAAUGUGAAGAUCCAGAAUUCUGGCGGACAGUAAAGGAUCCUGCCACUGGGCAAGAUGUCAUUUUGUCUAAGGAUGAUUUAAAACUCAUAGAGAGAAUACGGAAAGGUCAUAUACCUUCUGAAACGCAUGACGAAUAUGAGCCGUGGGUGGAGUGGUUCUCGCGCGAGGUGCUGGCGACGCCGCUGCGCGCCUUCCCCGAGCACAAGCGCUCGUUCCUGCCGUCGCGCGAGGAGCAGCUGCACGUGGCGCGCAUCGUGCACGCGCUCAAGAUGGGCUGGACCAAGACGCGCCGCCAGCUCGCGCUCGAGCGCAAGGGCCGCCGGGAGAAGAAGUUCUACGACCUGUGGGGCUCGAGCGCGGAGGGGGAGGGCGCGGGGCGCGGCGGCGCGCGGCACAUCCCCGCGCCGCGCCGCGCGCCGCCCUCGCACGCCGAGAGCUACAACCCGCCGCCCGAGUACCUCCUCGACAAGAAGGAGAUGAAGGAGUGGGACAAGCUGUCGGAGACGCCGUGGAAGCGCAAGCACUCGUUCCUGCCGACGCGGCACGCGGCGCUGCGGCUCGUGCCCGCGUACGGCCGCUUCGUGCGCGAGCGCUUCCUGCGCUGCCUCGACCUCUACCUCGCGCCCCGCGCCAUUAAGAUGCGGCUGACGAUAAACGCGGAGGACCUGGUGCCGAAGCUGCCGUCGCCGCGCGACCUGCAGCCCUUCCCCACGGGCGAGGUGCUGCAGCUGCGCGGCCACGCCGGCCUCGUGCGCGCCGUCGACUUCGACCCCAGCGGCCAGUACGUGCUCUCCGGCGGGGACGACGGCACGCUGCGCGUGUGGGAGACGAGCACGGGGCGGUGCCUGCGCACGCUGCAGCUGGGUGGGGGGGGCGAGGGGGGCGCGGGCGAGGGGGGCGUGUCGCGCGCCGCGUGGACGCCGGCCGGCGGGCUGAGCCUCGUGGCGGGCGCGGUGGGCGCGCGCCUGCUGCUGCUCAACCCGGGCGCCGGCGUGGGCGCGCACCGCGUGGCCGCGCGCACCGACGAGCUGCUGCGCGACGCGCCGCCCUCGCACGACGUCGUCAUGGACGAGCGCACGCGGUCGUGCGUCACGUGGGAGACGGUGAGCGACAAGCAGUGGGCGAGCGGCGUACGGAUAUCGAUAAAGCACUUCAAGCCGAUAGCACACCUGAGCUGGCACGCGCGCGGCGACUACCUGGCGGUGACGCUGCGCGAGGGCGCGGCGCGCGCGGUGGUGGUGCACCAGCUGUCGCGGCGCCGCUCGCAGCUGCCCUUCCGCACGGCCAAGGGGCUGGUGCAGUGCGCCGCCUUCCACCCGCACCGGCCGCACCUGUUCGUGGCCACGCAGCGCGCCGUGCGCGUGUACGACCUGGCGCGCCAGGAGCUGGUGCGCAAGCUGGAGACGGGCGCGCAGUGGGUGAGCUGCCUGGCGCCGCACCCGCGCGGCGACAACCUGCUGGUGGGCGCGUACGACCGCAAGCUGGCGUGGUUCGACCUGGAGCUGUCGGCGCGGCCGUACCAGACGCUGCGCCUGCACGGCGGCGCGGUGCGCUCCGUGGCCUUCAGCGCGCGCUACCCGCUCUUCGCCUCCGCCGGCGACGACCCCUGCAUCGUGGUCUCGCACGGCAUGGUCUACAACGACCUGCUCCAAAACCCGCUGCUGGUCCCACUGAAGCAGCUGCGCGGUGGCGAGAAGCGCGACGAGUUGUGCGUGCUGGAGGUGCGCUUCCACCCCACGCAACCCUGGCUCAUCGCCGCCUGCGCCGACGGCACCAUCCGCCUUUAUGCAUAGACAAUAAUAAUAAUACAAACAUUAUAUUAUAUAAAACGAUGCCAACAGAA
Zerene cesonia (dogface butterfly) is the source of this 2662-nucleotide messenger RNA. RefSeq names its product ribosome biogenesis protein BOP1 homolog. Gene Ontology annotation, biological process: ribosome biogenesis; maturation of LSU-rRNA from tricistronic rRNA transcript (SSU-rRNA, 5.8S rRNA, LSU-rRNA). Gene Ontology annotation, cellular component: preribosome, large subunit precursor; PeBoW complex. The transcript is spliced from 14 exons. The coding region runs from base 102 to 2612 and encodes 836 amino acids. Gene Ontology annotation, molecular function: ribonucleoprotein complex binding; protein binding. Lineage: Eukaryota; Metazoa; Arthropoda; Insecta; Lepidoptera; Pieridae. The record is from RefSeq and is a predicted model, not a curated record.